This is a messenger RNA of Brassicogethes aeneus, 1386 nucleotides long. Lineage: Eukaryota; Metazoa; Arthropoda; Insecta; Coleoptera; Nitidulidae. The record is from the annotation of a GenBank genome assembly.
AUGGAAUUCACUCCAAACACCACCUACAACGCAUCAGACUCGGGUCACGUUUCUUCUUUUGAUAAUUCAUUAUCAUUUUACGGUUCCUCAUCUACAGAAACAACCCCUCUAACUAAUUUAUCACGCAAAAGAAAGUUCAAUUAUGAAAUUCCGAAAAGAAACUUAACAGACGUUUUGGAAUCACCCCACUGCUUUAACAGCACUUUCAAUGAAUCUUUAAGCAGCAAAUUCAGUAAUUGCCACAUCAAAAAUGAUUUGUUCAAUGACAUUCAGCAUAAUAAAGUAUUUAAAAGGGAUGUCUCUACAAUACAGAAGAUUCAUUCCGCACCUUGUACGCCUGUAAAACAGGUUAAAAUUGGGGGGAACACCAGGAGUUUUGUGAAGUGUUACCCUGAAGAGUCGCCUUUGAAAGAAGCGAGGAGUAUUUUGUAUCCAAAAUUGAAACCUUUGGAGCCUCCGAGGAGGAUUUUAUCCCCCCUGAAGUUAAAGAAAUUCGACUCUCCAGCAAAAAAGUGUUUGUUUUUAAACCCCAAAGCCUUGCUGCAAAAAGUUAUCACAAACAGUGUCAUAAUGUCCGUUGUUUUGAAAAAUCUUUCAAAUGGGGAUUUGUACAGGCUUUCCAAGGUUUCGGAAAGUUUCAGGCAAGCUAUCAACAACGAUUUAUCAGCUGUAAUAAGGUUAAGAUUCUUUGACGAAAAACACAAAAAAAACAAGGAGAAUUAUCAAAUAACUCCUCCACCAUCACCUGAAAAGUGCACUGAAACUCCACCCAGUCCAAGUAAUAGAAAUUUCAAGCUAUUUUUGAAUAGAACAAAAUCAUUGGAUAAAAACGAAUCGUUGAGAAAAUGCGAUAUAUGCUCAAAAGUGGCAGUUGUGAUGCAUAACAUAGCUCAAUGCGAAUCAAUUAGUUGCGGGUACAUUUGCUGCCUCAACUGUAACAGUUCUUCUUUUACUGCUGAAGAAUUCAAUGAUAAAUGUAAUGGGGCCAGGUUGGGGUUGGAAAAGUCAAAGGAAAACCCUCUGACAGACAUGAGCAACACUUCCUAUUCAUUUUUCAACAACUCCAGCGCAUCACAUUCACAUAGCACAAGGCAAGAGUCUGGUUUUUACUCCGACAUGGAUAGUCCAGUUGUUAAAAGAAACUUGAAUAGGUCUUUCACCUCUACACCAGUGGUUAAGAAAGUUUUAGCCAGCAAUAACAACAGAAUUCAUCUUAAAUCAAGAAAUGUUAAUCUAAAUAAGAGUACUCCCAUUCACAGUGUUAUAAAAGUAGAAACUACUAGGUUACCAAUUGAAGUGGUGGAACCUCCCAGCCCUCCAAGGGCCAAAAACUACGUGGCAUGCUCGAAACAAAGCAAGAAAAACCUGAAAAGGUUGACUAGAUGA